GGGAAGCACAUUCGCGAGCGCAGCGGCCACCCUGCCCUGGUCACAGAUGGAGCGAUCUGCGGCGUGAGCACGGAGCUCGGAGCCGACAAGGGCGAGAAGGGGCGACCGCAGCAGGUGGAAACCUGAUCCAGAGCCGGCGAGCAAGAAGAACGUACCUGAGCCCCGCUCCUCCUCCGCCCCUUCAGCGGACGAGAACUACUUUUACCCUCGUCGUAAAAGAGACUUAAGGGAAGGUGGAGACGAUCUGUUUCAUUAGGAGGGUUGCAAGGGAUAUUCUGACCAGAGCAAGCCACCACCCGGUACACCGAGCAGAGCGAUCCUGGGCUUCUGAAGAUAAACGCUUUCCGGAGAAUUCCAGCUGGAGUCGCUGGUACAGUUCUAUUUUUGUAUUUAGAUAUAUAUAUGUUCUUUGCCUUUCAUUUAAAAACACGGCUCUUGGUUGUUAGCAGUGACACGUGUGACUCUCUCUCAUUUGCUGUCACUUUUAGAGGAUAGGAGCACUCUCUAUUUCUGAACUGGGCGUUCUAAUCGGAAACUGUUUUUCCACGUAUCCAUACAUUCACACGCACGAGCGUUUAGAAAGAGACUGCUCUUUUUAGCUUUUGGUGGUCGGAACCUUACGGAGAAAGAUGGAAAAGGGAGCCCGACAGCGAAACAACACCGCGAAGAACCCGGGUUCUGACACCAGCCCUGAGGCCGAGGCUAGCUCGGGAGGGGGCGGAGUAGCCCUGAAGAAAGAGAUCGGAUUGGUCAGCGCCUGUGGCAUCAUCGUAGGGAAUAUCAUCGGCUCUGGAAUCUUUGUCUCACCGAAGGGCGUGCUGGAGAACGCCGGCUCUGUGGGCCUUGCUCUCAUUGUCUGGAUCGUGACGGGUAUCAUCACAGCUGUGGGAGCCCUCUGCUAUGCUGAGCUAGGCGUCACCAUUCCUAAAUCUGGAGGUGAUUACUCCUAUGUCAAGGACAUCUUCGGAGGACUGGCUGGGUUCCUGCGGCUGUGGAUUGCUGUGCUGGUGAUCUACCCUACCAACCAAGCUGUCAUCGCUCUCACCUUCUCCAACUACGUGCUGCAGCCGCUCUUCCCUACCUGCUUCCCCCCUGAGUCCGGCCUGCGACUCCUGGCCGCCAUCUGCUUGUUGCUUCUCACAUGGGUCAACUGCUCCAGUGUCCGAUGGGCCACCCGGGUUCAAGAUAUCUUCACGGCUGGGAAGCUCCUGGCCCUGGCUCUGAUCAUCAUCAUGGGUGUUGUGCAGAUAUGCAAAGGAGAAUUCUUUUGGCUGGAACCAAAGAAUGCGUUUGAGAAUUUCCAAGAGCCUGACAUUGGCCUUGUCGCCCUGGCUUUCCUCCAGGGCUCCUUUGCCUACGGAGGCUGGAACUUCCUUAAUUAUGUGACUGAGGAACUUGUGGAUCCUUACAAGAACCUUCCUAGAGCCAUCUUCAUCUCCAUCCCAUUGGUCACAUUUGUGUACGUCUUUGCUAAUAUUGCGUACGUCACUGCAAUGUCCCCCCAGGAGCUGCUGGCCUCAAAUGCAGUCGCUGUGACUUUUGGAGAGAAGCUCCUUGGGGUUAUGGCCUGGAUCAUGCCCAUUUCUGUUGCCCUGUCCACAUUUGGUGGUGUCAAUGGCUCCCUCUUCACCUCCUCCCGGCUAUUCUUUGCUGGAGCCAGAGAAGGCCACCUUCCCAGCGUGUUGGCCAUGAUCCACGUGAAGCGCUGCACCCCAAUCCCAGCCCUGCUCUUCACAUGCCUCUCCACCCUGCUGAUGCUGGUCACCAGUGAUAUGUACACACUCAUCAACUAUGUGGGCUUCAUCAACUACCUCUUUUACGGGGUUACGGUUGCAGGACAGAUAGUCCUACGCUGGAAGAAGCCUGACAUCCCCCGUCCCAUCAAGAUCAGCCUGCUGUUUCCCAUCAUCUACUUGCUGUUCUGGGCCUUCUUGUUGAUCUUCAGCCUGUGGUCAGAGCCAGUAGUGUGUGGCAUCGGCCUGGCCAUCAUGCUGACGGGAGUUCCUGUCUACUUCCUGGGUGUCUACUGGCAACACAAACCCAAGUGUUUCAAUGACUUCAUUGAGUCCCUAACCCUAGUGAGUCAGAAGAUGUGUGUGGUCGUGUAUCCCCAGGAGGGGGACUCGGGGACUGAGGAAACAGUUGAUGAGGUAGAGGAACAGCACAAGCCCAUCUUCCAGCCUACUCCUGUCAAGGACCCGGAUGCGGAGGAGCAACCCUGAAGACCGCUGGCCAUUAGAUGGCCACUCCUCCCUUCGUCCUUUCUGCCCUGUAUCCAUGCCUAGGUCCUCCCAACACACACACACACACACACACACACACACCUGUAAUGCAGGGGCCAGACCUGGGCAUCCACAGUGAGACAUUCUAAACAAAGACCCUAACCUUUGUACCCAAAGAACCUGCUUCCAGCACCGAGGCCCCCGGUUAAGGUCAGUGUGCCGGGCCUGCGCACACCCUAAAGUUUAGAGGAGAGUGGAGGAGCCUCGGUACCCCACAGGGCCCUUCCUCCUGGGCCCAUGCCCCUUAGGUGCCUCUAAGAAACCUGGGUUCGCUACUAUUUCUUCUCCCUAAUCCCAAGCCCAGGUGAAACAUCCAUUGGAAAAAAGGUAGCAGCCCCAGAGAGUUAGCUGGGGAAGACAAUUCAGAUCGUCCUGUCCCGUUAAGUCAGCGGGAGAGACUCAGUUGUGGCUUCGAUCACCAGGGAACCAAAAGGCAGAGAGUUCACAUCUCUGCCUUCUUCUCCACUCUUCUGUACUACCAAGGCUCCACUGCCCAGCCUCCACACACUACCCAGAAGGUUCCCUUCCGGAUGCCUCCUCCCACUGAGCUAAGGACCAAGAAGGAGGGCUGCCCCAGCCCCAGCUCUAAGCCAGGCUUGUGGGAUGUAUAGGGGAAGGCGCAGACAGCAGAAGUGGACCCCUGCCCUGCCCUGCCCUGCCCUGCCCUGCCCUGCCCCUGCCUCCUAUCCCCUUGUGGUGCCAAAGCUCCCUGAAGCCAGAAAGACUUCUUCUAUUCAGUCUAAGAGCUCUCUCUCUCUGAAGGGCAAAGCGACUCAGCUCCUCCCUGUCCCCCUGUGAAAGAGCAGUAACCCUCUCUUCCCAGCAUCUUCCCAGCCACAGCUGUCUGCACCCUCGCCCCCUUCCUCCCCUGGAUUGGGGCUCAAGGAGCAGGUAUGAAGGAUCCCCAAGUCCUUCAGGCCUGAAAUUAGAGUCAAACCAGCCUUAAGUCAUCUCCCACCUGAGAACUGGGCCUACCAUGCUCCCUGUUUCUCCCUUCAGGGCAGACCUGGUGUUAAAUCCUUCCCAGGAAGGAAGGGUGCUUCCCUCCCCCCAUCUCUCACCCUGGGGAGACCGUGUUGUUGGUGGGGGUGGGGGUGGGGUGGGGAGAAUGUUCUCUGAAGGCCAGUUUCUCUCCCCUCCCCCAACACAAACAACCCCACCACCUUCUGCCAUCCCCUGUGGGAUGAGAGGACAGAGGAGGCUUUGGGGAGCUCAGGAAAGGCCCUUCCAGGAGAGCUGUGGUCUGUGCUCUGCAGGAAGGUGACAGAGUUUGCCUUCUCCAGACAGCCUCCACACCUGCUGUGCUUAGGACAGGACCCUUUGAUCCCAAGGCAGAACCCUAACCCUGUUGCAUCAACUCAAACUGGAAUACACAGGACCCAGGGGCCUUUCCUGGCCCCUGACAGCAGGUCUCCCAACUCCCCACCCAGCUCACCCUCCCUGGUGAGAGGCCGGGUUUGGGCUAAAUCAUGUCCUUCAGAAUACAGUCCAGUCAGGUUGUGGGGCCUCUGGGGGGCCAGGGACCACCCCUCUACCCCUCUCCUCUCAUUCCUUCAGCCUGUGCCUGCCCCUCCUGGAGUUAUUAUUGUCUCUCUCUCUCCUUUUUUUUUUUUUAAAGUGGAUGCCUUACUUUUUAGAUAACUAUUUUUGAAGCUGGUAUUUCUAUUUCUUUUGGAUUUUUUAAUGUAUGGUGGUUUGGGGGCAGAGCUAGAACCUUAAUAAUCUAUCACUGAGUUCAUUUAGGUUUUAAAUUUUAUUGGUUUGUUUUAUGGAGUAUUUUCUUUUCAUGUAAUAAAAUUUUAAACGGAAA
This is a messenger RNA of Apodemus sylvaticus (European woodmouse), 4092 nucleotides long. RefSeq names its product solute carrier family 7 member 8 (gene Slc7a8). Lineage: Eukaryota; Metazoa; Chordata; Mammalia; Rodentia; Muridae. Gene Ontology annotation, cellular component: membrane. Gene Ontology annotation, biological process: neutral amino acid transport; amino acid transmembrane transport. The transcript is spliced from 11 exons. Bases 630 to 2222 code for a protein of 530 amino acids. Gene Ontology annotation, molecular function: neutral L-amino acid transmembrane transporter activity; L-amino acid transmembrane transporter activity. The record is from RefSeq and is a predicted model, not a curated record.